CCCACCCCUGACUACGCGUUGUCCUUACGGAGACGACGACUCGGAAGUUAAAUUGGUCUGCCUAUUUAUCACUUCAAUUCUUUCAGAUCUACAUAACUUUUCUCAAAUUACGGUGACAUCGAUGGAAUAGCGUGUUUCCGAGGCUUCCGCUCAUCAUUUCGCCCGGCAUGGAUCCCGCCACAUACGUGGAUCCUGAGCUUACCAUCGCAGAUCAUCUGGUACUCGACACACUCGUUGAUAAACCAGGCUCAAAAGAGACAUCAUCUACACAACAAAAGCCCAGUGAUGAAGAUGUCAUCCAGAAGCUCCAGGAUAUGAACGAUGCAUCGCAUCCUGAUUUCGAUCCUACCAUCUUCCAGUUUUGGGAUACCCCUGUGCUCCGGGCUAAACUGCCUGCAGCUCUCCAGCGCCAUGUCCUGCAGCCCUACCAGAAAUGGGCCCAGGGAGUUGUGCGCUUUCCCACCGAUGUGGUCAUGUUGACACAUCUUUUACUGUAUUUCACUACCAUUGUACCCAGUGCCAUAUUCUUGUAUUAUCGCUUUUCCUGGAUGCAUGGUGUCAUACAUUGGGUCAUGCAAUUAUGGUACUGUGGAGCAUUCACCUUGAUGAAGCACCAACACAUUCACAUGAACGGUGUCCUAGCCCCUCAAUACUGGCUCUUUGACAACCUGUUCCCCUACGUGUUGGACCCGAUGCACGGACAUACGUGGAAUUCCUAUUACUACCACCACAUCAAGCACCAUCACGUCGAGGGCAAUGGCGAACAGGAUCUGAGUACGACCAUGUUCUACGACCGAGAUAGUGGAUUUGACUUUGCCUGCUACGUUGGGCGAUUCAUCUUCUUCGUCUGGAUGGAGCUUCCCCUCUACUUCUGGAGGAAAGGCCAGUUUAAAUAUGCUUUCAAGUGUGCAUUCUGGGAACUCGGCAACUAUGCGGCCAUCUACCUGCUCUACAACUACGUCAACGCCCGCGCGACCGUCUUCGUGCUCAUCCUCCCUCUCACGGUUAUGCGUUUUGGCCUGAUGGUAGGAAAUUGGGGCCAGCACGCUUUCGUGGACCCUAUCGAUCCAGACUCGGAUUACCGCUCGAGCAUUACGUUGAUUGAUGUUCCGAGCAAUCGAUACUCGUUCAACGAUGGGUACCACACUUCUCACCACUUGAACCCGCGUCGCCACUGGAGAGAUCACCCUCUGGCAUUCGUCAAAGGCAAAGAUCGCUACGCCGAGGAAAGGGCCUUGGUCUUCCGGAACGUGGAUUACAUCUUCAUUACUGUCUAUUUAUUGCGCAAAGACUAUACUCACCUUGCAAAGUGCCUGAUUCCGAUUGGUGAUCAGGUCAACAUGACUUUGGAGCAACGAGCAGAAAUGCUGCGCAGCAGGACUCGGCGGUUCCCGCAUCCCGAUACCAAGAAAAAUCUCUGAGAUUGUUGACCUUCAAAUUUCUCUUGGGUGGAGGUGCUGAAGCGGAUUUCGUUUUCGAUGAAAAUUAAUUGAUAGACUGUACCAAAUAGAUACCACAACUCCUACUAGGCUUUUACUUCUGUAAAAAGCACGCUACGCAUGCCAU
Penicillium brasilianum is the source of this 1566-nucleotide messenger RNA. NCBI's taxonomy places the organism in Eukaryota, Fungi, Ascomycota, Eurotiomycetes, Eurotiales, Aspergillaceae. The record is from the annotation of a GenBank genome assembly.